Messenger RNA from Danio aesculapii, 939 nucleotides. RefSeq names its product odorant receptor, family 71, subfamily AQ, member 2 (gene or71aq2). Gene Ontology annotation, cellular component: membrane. The coding region runs from base 1 to 939 and encodes 312 amino acids. Gene Ontology annotation, biological process: G protein-coupled receptor signaling pathway. The record is from RefSeq and is a predicted model, not a curated record. The transcript has a single exon. Gene Ontology annotation, molecular function: G protein-coupled receptor activity; olfactory receptor activity. Lineage: Eukaryota; Metazoa; Chordata; Actinopteri; Cypriniformes; Danionidae.
AUGGAGAACUUGUCCAUCAUAGUUAGUUUUGAGCUGACCCUGGAUCCAUUUUCCAUCCCUCCAGGAGCAAAAUAUCCCAUAUUUAUCUUUGGCAUCUUCAUCUACAUGUUCGGCGCCUUUUGCAAUCUGACACUUUUGCUUCUCAUUUUUCUGACAGAAAGUCUUCACAAGCCAAUGUACUUCAUUCUGUUCAGCCUCCCUCUCAAUGAUUUUGUCGGGAUCACAUCCAUGCUUCCCAAAGUUCUCUCUGACAUUUUGACAGAAACCAAUAACACGUACUAUCCUCUCUGUGUGCUGCAGGGAUUUCUGCUCCACAUGUAUGGAGGAGGUGUUUUGUUUGUCCUUGCUGCGAUGGCUUUUGAUCGCUACAUUGCCAUUUGUAUGCCGCUACGAUAUAAUGCUCUCAUGACACCAAGAGCUGUGAUGGGAAUUGUUGCUUUAGUGUGGGGCCUUGACCUAUUUUUCAUUAUUUUGCUGUUUGCCUUGCAGAGCAAGUAUUCCAGAUGCAGAUCUGACAUUUUGAAUGUGUUUUGUGAUAACCCUUCUUUACUCAAGCUGACUUGUAGCAAUACUAUAGUGAGUAAUAUAAUAGGCUUGUUCAACACAGCCAUGAUCCAGAUUAUUAGUGUUUCCAUUCAAGCAUUUUCCUAUGUGAAGAUUUUGAUUACCUGCUUGGCUACGAGUAAGUCUGAUGCAAAGAGUAAGGCCAUUAACACGUGUGUUUCUCAGCUGGUUAUUUUCAUCAUGUUUGAGAUUGUAGCAACUUUCACUAUCCUGUCGCACAGGUUUAAAUCUGUAAAUGCAGAUCUACAAAAGAUUAUGGGGAUGCUCAUAUUUUUAGUGCCUCCACUUCUGAAUCCAAUAGUUUAUGGACUCAACAGUCAUGAAUUACGAAAUAAUCUGCUUAAAAUCAUACACAGGAAAAUAGCCCAGAUGUAA